Molecule: messenger RNA, 1467 nt
Organism: Colletotrichum orchidophilum
Lineage: Eukaryota; Fungi; Ascomycota; Sordariomycetes; Glomerellales; Glomerellaceae
Product: major facilitator superfamily transporter
Exons: 4
Coding region: 1-1467 (488 amino acids)
Biological process (GO): spermine transport; transmembrane transport; spermidine transport
Cellular component (GO): membrane
Molecular function (GO): spermine transmembrane transporter activity; spermidine transmembrane transporter activity
Source: RefSeq, a predicted model, not a curated record
AUGAGUACGACAAGCCCUGCAUCUUUUGCUGAACUACCAGUCAUGAAAGGACCAGAAGAAGACAUUGAAAAAAGAGCUGGCGAGGACAGUACCUCCUUUGAAGAUGGCGCCCAACAACAACUCCCAUGGGACGAUCCUCGCGAAUCGCGAAACACCAAGAAUUGGAGUUUUUUGAUGCGACUCUUCCAUACUGCAAUUCCAUGCUUCCUGGCAUUCGAGAUUACGUUUGCAACCUCAAUAACAGUCCCGGCGACGAGCCAGAUAAUGCAAGAGUUCUCCGUUUCACGCACAAAGUCCAUCCUCCCCUUGACGCUCUACACUAUCGGCCUCGCCAUCGGUCCCCUCUUCAUCGCUCCAUUCUCCGAAGUCAUUGGCCGCAAGUGGGUCUACGCCGGAUCCUGCACAUUUCUACUCGCAUUCUUGGGUGGUGCGUCGGCGACGAGCACAUUCUCUGGUCUUCUCGCCUGCCGGUUCAUCGCCGGGACGCUAGGCUCUGCCGGUAUCGCAGUCGGUGCCGGAACGAUCGCUGAUGUCUGGGAACUCGGCAAGGGGGCCGGCGCGUCACUGCUGUACAUCCUCGGCCCGUUCCUGGGACCGACGUUGGGACCUUUGGCUGGGGCGUAUAUCUUACAUGACAGAAACAACGACUGGAGAUGGACGCAGUAUGUCCUUCUUAUGGUAGGCGCACCAAUUUGGGUCGGUACAAUGGUGAUGAAGGAGACAUCGAAAGCCUGGAUCCUGCGCAAAGAGUCGGGAGAAGAACGCAUCACUCUCGCGCGACUUGGCGGCAUUGUACGGACCGCUGUCAUGAGGCCGACAAAGAUGCUCUUUACUGAGAUCAUUGUCUCCUCGCUAGCCAUUUAUACGGCUUUCGCCUAUGCCAUGAUCUUUAGCUACUUUGGUAGCUGUUCCUAUGUCCUCCAGAAGUACUAUGGGUUCAAUCUGAGGGAGGUCGGGUUGAGCUUCCUCAGCAUCAUCAUUGGCUAUAUCCUUGCCACAUUUGUCUUUGCAUUCCUUGAUGCAAAGUUCAGACUACCUGCUGUCCGGGCUGGCAAGGGAUUCCCAGAGCAGCGGUUGUAUGCGGCGCUCGUGGGGAGCGUUGCUCUCCCCGUGGGGUUGUUUUGGUAUGCAUGGGAAGCGCAUCGUGGAGGUCACUGGGCGGCCUUGGUCGCGGCUGGCAUCCCAUUCGGGCUCGGCGCGUUUUGUCUAUUUUUGUCGGUCAUUACCUACAUGGUGGACUUUUAUGGUCAGAAAGCCGCGGCAUCCGCCCUGGCCGCGAAUGGGAUUCUUCGAUACAUUCUGGGCGCCGUUUUCCCUCUCUUCACUCUCCAGAUAUAUGAGAAGCUGGGUGUUCACUGGGCCGGUAGCGUGUUUGCAUUUCUCUCCCUUCCUCUGAUACCCAUUCCCUGGCUUCUUUUCAAGUACGGCGGACAACUGAGGCAAAAGAGCAAUUUUGUGUCAACGUAG